Molecule: messenger RNA, 1692 nt
Organism: Rhizoctonia solani
Lineage: Eukaryota; Fungi; Basidiomycota; Agaricomycetes; Cantharellales; Ceratobasidiaceae
Product: RNA recognition motif protein
Exons: 10
Coding region: 1-1692 (563 amino acids)
Biological process (GO): mRNA export from nucleus
Cellular component (GO): nucleus
Molecular function (GO): mRNA binding
Source: RefSeq, a predicted model, not a curated record
AUGCCUCAGUUACCAAGCGACGUGUGGGCCAUCGUUUUGUGCUGGCUUGUAUCUAAUCAUGGCACUCUCUCCCUGAAGCCUUCAACAUUAGUCUCUCGUGGAAUUGGUCGUGAGGCCGACCGACUACUCUGGGAAAACCUCAAAAUCGAGUCCCUAGGCGCAUUGAUCACACUUUCAAGAAUGAUCCUAGCACGUGCACGUAUAUCUUUGCAUUUAUCGACACUUUGUGUGCAGACGACCGCCCCGGACUGUAUGGCAUUCAAACCUAUGGAUAUUAUCCAGGUCCAACAGGCUCUUAUGCGGUGUACAAAGCUUUCUGCGCUUGAAUUGUGGAUUGGGCCUGGGGCUUCGGGAGUCGAACUCAUUCGCGAGUUAGACAUACCUUCCUUGCAUGCAUUCUCCGCAGAUCUCAUGGUCGAUACGCAUUUAUUGAGGUUUUUGGAAAGGCAUCCCAGUAUCCGAGAACUUCACAUAGGUACUGAGACGGUAGGACCCGUUCUACCUAUUCACGAAUAUAUACUGCCCAAUUUACAAGUGCUAGAAGCUCCACUACCACUUGCCACUAUGCUGUUACCAUAUAGACCAGUUUCACACCUAAAGGUGUGGGCCAACUAUGGUCUAAGUCAAGAUAUGGCAAUCGCGGAUGCACUGCGCCUGAUCGACUGUAUGCGCCUCAGCACCACCGGGAUCGUGUCUUUUCGGUUUGAGGAUGGCCCCCCAUAUACACCUGCUAUUCACCAAUACGGGGCCAGUUUCUCUCAGCACAUGAAACUUCUGGGUCUGUUGUUUAUUGAUCGGGAAGAGGAGGACCAGGCACUCCAGCUCGCGCAGCUUGCUCCGAGCCUUCAAAUAAUUCAGUUUGAUAAUGCUAUGGCGAAUCAACGGACGAGCUCCGAACAGCGCGACUUUGUGCUUCGUCUCGGACAAGCAUUCAAAUAUCUUCGGUUGGUAUCGUUUGAGGACGAUUACCAGAAGACGUAUUGGGGAAGACUGAAGAACAACAAAUGGGCACGCCAUCGCCCACCUCCCCCAAACAAUCCGGAUGGCCAGUGGGUGCACGACAUGGCCCCAGGAUCAGCCGAGGAGCAUAAGGCUCGACCUAUCAACUCAACUACAGGCGAUGAAUCGGCUCGCCUUCUCGUCUCAAAUUUGCAUUAUGAAGUGACAGAGAAGGAUCUGUCGAUGAUUUUUGGAACUAUCGGAACGCUCUCAUGCGAACCGACCAUCAGGUACGAUCGUAGCGGUCGCUCAACUGGCGUCGCCAACGUAACAUUUACUCAUGCGAGAGAUGCGAAACUUGCUCAAAAGCAAUUGGAUGGGGUCAUGGCAAAAGGCGAGGCAAUGGUUGUCAAACUUGAUUCGCCACCGCCAGGUUCGCGACAUCAACCUACUGGACGAAACGCAACGAAUACAUUACUUAGUCGUAUGGAGAAAAAGCCUCUGGUUGAUCGUCUAGCAGAGGGCGCGCGUGAAGCAUCUAAAAAAAAUACCAAUGACAAGGCAGGACCCGGACCCGGACCCGGACCAGCGAGGAGCGUACGAGGGAAGGGGAAACCGACAGGAGGAAAAGGACCCCGAGCCAAACCUGCUCCCAAGACUGCCGAAGAUCUAGACAAGGAGUUGGAAGCGUUUAUGGGAGAGGGUGAUACCAAAGGCGAAAACAACAAGGAGGAGGAUAUUUCGAUGGCUUGA